GGCAAGCAUGAAAGGUGGAGACUACGACAAGGACUCGAGUGAAGAUCGAUACCCGGGCCAAUUCUUCUUUGUCUCCACGCAAGCGGCAGCUGCAGCAGGAGGCGUGGAAGGCUUUGAGGAGCCAGCUACUGUGGGAAAGCUUGGAGCUGCUAGAGCAGAGUACUUCCUCACCAUUGUGGACGUCUACACUCGCAUGACUUGGGUGUAUGUACUGCCCAAGAAGAGUGACGUAGCUGAAACGGUGAAGACCGAUUGGUUGCCGAUGGUGGAGCGGCAACAAGACCGACUUGUGAAGGCGAUUCGCACAGACCAUGUGGAGAAACGGUGGAUGCGAGUGCAUCAAAAGAAGUACUUGGAGGCCUUGGCUGCAAACUUUGGGAAGAGUGAAGGUCAUGUGGCUACUCCUCUACCCUCAGGGUUCAAGUGUCCUGCUAAUAUGAUGACCAAGAGGCUGGUUGAGCAGCAGCAUUGGAAGUGUUGCAAGCUUGCAGGGAUGGCUCUGAACUAAGGGGAGCAGAUUCUAAGGCCAACAAUCCGAGG
Messenger RNA from Closterium sp. NIES-67, 540 nucleotides. Lineage: Eukaryota; Viridiplantae; Streptophyta; Zygnematophyceae; Desmidiales; Closteriaceae. The record is from the annotation of a GenBank genome assembly.